GGUGGAGAAAGGAAAUUGAAUUUAGAAGUCAGUGCAGGUUCUUCUUUCGUGUAAAACUCGAUUGAAGAUUACCCAAGUUAUAACUAAAUAAAGCUUUCUCCGUGAACCGUGACCGAAAAGAAAAGAGGAAGUUGCAAAUCUCGUUUGAUUCGGAUUUUCCCCUAGUCAACUCUCUAAACUGAAAGUAACCGGACUAAAAAUCCGCCGCGAAAUAGAUCGCAGAUACAACAAAACUGAAAUUCAAAAAAAAAAAAAAAAAAAAAAAAGAAAUUGUUGAUGUCAAACUUAUUUACUUUGUUUGCGAUUAGGAAAAGAUAAAGAGCGAUGCAAAUGAGCCGUUCGAUUGCCAGAAUUGCGUCUUCGUGUUGCAAACUAAAGUUAAUAGUUGCCCUCGUUGCAGCCCUCGCAAUUGUUGUUUUGCUUUCCCGAAACGUCUCGACCGCAUUUCCAUUCUAUCAGUGUCUAUCGGUGAACAGCCGGACGGACUGGAGCUCCAUGGACGUCAACACAAUGACGGCCAAACAAAUCAUGGAUUACUUUCGGUGGAACAAUGCAUCGUCGUGUCGUUUAGCUCAGUACUUUGGUGGCGUGACGUUCCUCUUUGGAAUCGACGGCCAGAAGGCCGUCUGCAUGGACCCGGAAAUUAUGCCGUUAGCGGGCAAAUGCAUUGUCUACUCGUUCGGUAUCAACGACGAUUGGUCGUUCGAGGAAAUGAUCGAUCGUUACGGCUGUGACGUGUACGCCUUCGAUCCGUCUUUAAACAUGACCACUCGCAACUGGAACGACACGAACAUUCACUACUUCCACCUAGGAUUGGCUGACCACGAAGAACAAUCCGACGACGGCUGGCACGUCCAAACCCUGUCCACCAUUUAUCAGAAACUGCUCACCGAGAAACUACACGCAUCCGAUCGCUUUAUCGAUUACCUUAAGAUAGACAUCGAAGAGGACGAGUGGACUGUUCUCGUCGACAUUCUCCAUUCUGGAAUGCUGGGAAAAGUCAGACAGCUGGCCGUCGAAGUGCAUCUACCACUCGAAGGCAGCAUCAGUGAUUAUCAGCGGCUGGUUGGUCUGCUCAGAUCGAUGGAAGAACAGCAUGGCAUGAUUCGUUUCGAUUCGAAAAUCAACGCCUAUUCCGAAGGUUCCAUUAGGCAUCUGUUUGGCAUGGGCUACGCGGCUCACGAGAUGGCCUGGUACAACCGACGGCCAUUACACUAUUAUAACGAAUGA
Messenger RNA from Daphnia carinata, 1230 nucleotides. RefSeq lists its product as uncharacterized. Lineage: Eukaryota; Metazoa; Arthropoda; Branchiopoda; Diplostraca; Daphniidae. The transcript has a single exon. The coding region runs from base 325 to 1230 and encodes 301 amino acids. The record is from RefSeq and is a predicted model, not a curated record.